CAUGCGCCGUGCGCUGCUGCGGGGACCUGCGGGAUAGUGAGGCAGCGCGGGGGGGGCCGGAGGAGGAGGACAUGGUGCCAAAUAGUGAUCCCCAGCUGCUGGUGUGCUCCUAGGGGGGGCUGGCUGCCUGCGGAGUGGUGGUGGUGGUGGUGUGGGGGGGGAUAAGGUAGCAUUCCCCGGGGUGCCAUCCCCACCCGCCGCACCUGCUGAGGAGAAGGCGUCUGGGGCUUCCCGAGCGGCCUCCCCGCAAAGGCUUCGCUCGUAGUGAAGGAGUCACUCGUAGGGCCGGGAGAGUGAAGAUCAAAUCUAAAUUUCUUCUGCUGAGUUGUGAAAUUCUGUUUAAUCUUCAAACUGGCGAUGUCAAGGGUUCCGAGUCCUCCUCCUCCGGCAGAAAUGUCGAGUGGACCUGUAGCAGAGAGCUGGUGCUACACCCAGAUCAAGGUGGUGAAGUUUUCAUACAUGUGGACCAUAAACAACUUCAGCUUCUGCCGAGAAGAAAUGGGUGAGGUCAUCAAAAGCUCAACCUUUUCAUCUGGAGCCAAUGAUAAACUCAAGUGGUGUUUACGUGUGAACCCUAAAGGCUUGGAUGAAGAAAGUAAAGAUUAUUUGUCCCUCUAUCUGCUGCUGGUGAGCUGUCCAAAAAGCGAAGUUCGAGCAAAGUUCAAAUUCUCCAUCCUGAAUGCUAAAGGAGAAGAAACAAAAGCAAUGGAGAGCCAGCGAGCGUAUCGAUUCGUACAAGGCAAGGACUGGGGUUUCAAAAAAUUUAUUAGAAGAGACUUCCUUUUGGAUGAGGCCAAUGGACUUCUUCCAGAUGACAAACUCACUCUCUUCUGUGAGGUGAGUGUGGUACAGGACUCUGUCAACAUCUCUGGCCAGAACACCAUGAACAUGGUGAAGGUACCAGAGUGCCGUUUGGCGGAUGAGUUGGGAGGACUCUGGGAGAACUCGCGCUUCACAGACUGCUGCCUCUGUGUGGCAGGCCAGGAGUUCCAGGGUCACAAAGCCAUCCUAGCAGCACGUUCCCCGGUUUUCAGUGCCAUGUUUGAGCAUGAGAUGGAAGAGAGUAAAAAGAACCGGGUUGAAAUCAAUGAUGUGGAACCUGAAGUUUUUAAGGAAAUGAUGUGCUUUAUUUACACGGGGAAGGCACCAAAUCUUGACAAAAUGGCUGAUGACUUGCUGGCAGCUGCUGACAAGUACGCUCUGGAACGUCUGAAGGUGAUGUGUGAGGAUGCACUGUGCAGUAACCUGUCUGUGGAAAAUGCAGCUGAGAUCCUCAUCCUGGCUGACCUCCAUAGUGCUGAUCAGCUGAAAACUCAAGCAGUGGACUUCAUCAACUAUCAUGCUUCUGACGUUAUGGAGACAUCAGGCUGGAAGUCCAUGGUAGUGUCACAUCCCCACUUGGUGGCUGAGGCGUAUCGCUCCCUGGCCUCUGCACAGUGUCCCUUUCUGGGACCCCCACGUAAGCGACUGAAGCAAUCCUAAAGUCCUGUCUUGUCACACCACCCCAUGUUUUUCUGGAAGCAGCAUCAGCUGUUGCUGCUGUAACCUUGACCACCAGGUAGACAGCGAAAUCUGUGGAGCUUUUACUCUGUUGUUGGGGGGAAGAGACUGCUUCAUGACACCCAGACUUUUUAAAACAGCACCAAGUAACUUGGGGAGAGGGGGGAGGGUGGGCCUGGGGCUCUGGGGCUGUUCAACCUAAUGAAUCCCUGUCGCUGCAUCGUCUGUGUGUUCCCUUCAACUUGGCUGAGUCAAUUAAGUACAGGGUUUGGUUUAGGCACCAACCCAGGUUGGGAUAACCCAGCAGUGGUACUGGGGAAAAAAACAACGUCUCUGCGUCUGGCAGCACAGAACAAAUCGUCAGAUGCCUAGAGCAAGAGGACAUUCUAGCUUUGGAGAGUGUUUAGGGGUUAAAAAAGAAUUUUUCAGUGAAACUCUGGAAAGGAAAAUACCUGAUGGGAGCUCCAGUAGUAUUUAUGUCAAAAAAAAAAAAAAAAAAAAAAGAAACAAAACAACAAAGAAAAGAGAAUUUAAGUCCUUCCAGCUGAGCUAAAAACUGGACCUUUGUGUAACUCCUUAUUGCCAUCCAGCAACAAGAAGAUCAGUUUCUCUGUUAGUAGCACUUGUAUGUUAAUUGCAAAAAAAAAAAACAAAACACAAAAAAACCCCUAAAAACCAACAACCCAAAACCCCCCCACUUUUUGUAAAAUGAGAGAUUGAAGUGAAAUGGGACAGUGAAAUGGUGAAUGUUCUGGAGGUGUGAAUAGGCUGAAGGAAUCCUUUGGCAAGUUGAUUGGUUUUGAAAGGACUUGGAAAAAUCCUUGAUCUGGAGUGUGCUGUCUGACAAGAGCAACGGUUACUGUUUUUAGAUAUUGUGGGAAAUGUUUUUGGCAUUUUUCCCUGCUUUAUUUCCCUCCUCCCCUUUUUCUAAGAAAGCAAAAAAAAAAAAAAAAAGCAAAAAAAAAAAAAAAGAGAAGUUUUAUUGUUCAUGAACGCUGCGUCAGAAGUCCCUGUCCUGAGUUGCUAAAUGAUUCUUAACAACUGUUUGUACCUGACUUGCUGACUGUAUAGGAGCCAGUCCUGUUCCUUUCUAUUAGUCACUCUUCUUACAGGGAAGAAAUUUCAAAAUAGCUGGUAACUUUUUUUUUUUCUUUUUGAAAAUAUAAAUAAUUACUAUUU
This is a messenger RNA of Calypte anna (Anna's hummingbird), 2679 nucleotides long. It is a transcript of the gene SPOP, whose product is annotated as speckle type BTB/POZ protein. Gene Ontology annotation, molecular function: ubiquitin protein ligase binding. Gene Ontology annotation, cellular component: nucleus; cytoplasm. The transcript is spliced from 10 exons. The record is from RefSeq and is a predicted model, not a curated record. Gene Ontology annotation, biological process: regulation of proteolysis; proteasome-mediated ubiquitin-dependent protein catabolic process. Lineage: Eukaryota; Metazoa; Chordata; Aves; Apodiformes; Trochilidae. Bases 358 to 1482 code for a protein of 374 amino acids.